ACACCCAGUGACGUUGACGGUGGUCGCUGCUGCACAUUAACUUAGGGUUUCUGACUGUAGCCCCAAUGCAAUUGUCUUCUAAAGUUGGAGAAGGUUUGGUUCGCAAAUUCCUCUCUCUCUUUCGCAAUGGCGAAAAAUAGAAACAAGAAGAAAAGAGAUAGCUCUGCUAUGGAAGUAACGGAAGAUUUGGUUUCCGAUGUCCCUCAAGCAAUGGACACUUCAGAGACUGGAGCUCGAAACGUGGCCACCGUUUCUCCCAAUAUGAAGGUAAAGAAGGGAAGACCAAUGAAGAGGUCCAAAAAUGUCCGGAAGAUGAAAUCCAUAGCGAAAGCAAUAUCUAAGAGCGAGAAAACAGUUGAGAAAGUUUUGAAGCAUGACGACAAAAAAUCGAGAACACAGUCUGCCAAAUUGCUAUACGAGUAAAGAGCUACUAUUUUGUAUUAAGGGAUUGCAAGAAGUUAGUUUUUCGUGUCAAAUUCUCCUAUUAUUUUUUCUGAUGAUUAUUAUUAGUUUAUAUAUAUAUGCCAACUUGUCAAUGCUA
Molecule: messenger RNA, 541 nt
Organism: Cannabis sativa
Lineage: Eukaryota; Viridiplantae; Streptophyta; Magnoliopsida; Rosales; Cannabaceae
Exons: 3
Coding region: 127-423 (98 amino acids)
Source: RefSeq, a predicted model, not a curated record